Molecule: messenger RNA, 579 nt
Organism: Jaculus jaculus (lesser Egyptian jerboa)
Lineage: Eukaryota; Metazoa; Chordata; Mammalia; Rodentia; Dipodidae
Gene: Rps13
Product: ribosomal protein S13
Exons: 6
Coding region: 83-538 (151 amino acids)
Biological process (GO): translation
Cellular component (GO): ribosome; nucleolus; cytosolic small ribosomal subunit
Molecular function (GO): structural constituent of ribosome; small ribosomal subunit rRNA binding
Source: RefSeq, a predicted model, not a curated record
GUGAGGUCACUUCCGGCGUGCGGAGCGGCUUCCUGCGGCGGCUGCCUCCUCGCCUUCUCUUUGCUGCCAGACCGCCGCCAUCAUGGGUCGCAUGCACGCUCCCGGGAAGGGCCUGUCCCAGUCGGCUCUGCCGUACCGCCGCAGCGUGCCCACGUGGCUGAAGUUGACGUCGGACGACGUGAAGGAGCAGAUUUACAAAUUGGCCAAGAAGGGCCUGACUCCCUCGCAGAUCGGUGUGAUCCUGAGGGACUCACAUGGCGUUGCACAAGUGCGCUUUGUGACAGGCAAUAAAAUCUUGCGAAUCUUGAAGUCCAAAGGACUGGCUCCUGAUCUUCCUGAGGACCUCUACCAUCUAAUCAAGAAAGCCGUUGCUGUUCGCAAGCAUCUUGAGAGGAACAGAAAGGAUAAGGAUGCUAAGUUCCGGCUGAUUCUGAUAGAGAGCCGAAUUCACAGAUUGGCUCGUUACUAUAAGACCAAGCGGGUGCUUCCUCCCAACUGGAAAUAUGAGUCAUCCACAGCCUCUGCUCUAGUGGCAUAAAUUUAUCUUGUGUACUCCAGCAAUAAAAUCUCUUGAAAUAA